Colletotrichum spaethianum is the source of this 474-nucleotide messenger RNA. RefSeq lists its product as uncharacterized. The coding region runs from base 1 to 474 and encodes 157 amino acids. The transcript is spliced from 2 exons. The record is from RefSeq and is a predicted model, not a curated record. Lineage: Eukaryota; Fungi; Ascomycota; Sordariomycetes; Glomerellales; Glomerellaceae.
AUGCCGAACAUGAACUCGCAGCCUUCCCCAGACACUCUUCUUUACGAUUCCCUGAUUCGCAAGUUCCAGACGCCUGCUGAGCGAGAGGCCGAGGGCAAGGCCAAAGGUUACUCGGGUGUCCUAGAAAGCUCGCUACUAAGGGGCGAAGCACGUCUUGCUGAUCUCAAGGCAUCAACCGAUCCGGAAUCGACGCCUGAGUCCGCCAAAGAAUUUACUACUGAAGCUCAUCUAUCCAAGACCGAGACCAAGGAAGAGGGGCUCGAGAGGUGGCAAGAAUUCUUGACCGAACGUUUCGUUCGCGGCCAUGAUGAAGAUUUUGAUUACAGCCUGGUCGAUCACAACGACGAAUAUGACACCAUGGAGAGGCGCGAUGCCGAAGAGGCGUGGUUUGACGAGGAAGAUCCCAAUUGGGCCAGCGACGCCGACGAGCGAGCUGGGGCCAAGCAGGGCGAAACCGGUGUCCAGGACUUUUGA